Messenger RNA from Harmonia axyridis, 871 nucleotides. RefSeq lists its product as uncharacterized. The record is from RefSeq and is a predicted model, not a curated record. NCBI's taxonomy places the organism in Eukaryota, Metazoa, Arthropoda, Insecta, Coleoptera, Coccinellidae. The transcript has 3 exons. The coding region runs from base 359 to 871 and encodes 170 amino acids.
AAUUAAGUAUAUGGUCGAUAGAUGACUCUGUCGAUCAUAGUGUUUUCACGGAUUGUCAAACAUUUUUUGACAUUGACAAUAAUAUUAACAUGCAUUUGAGACACUGUUAUUUGUAAUUUGAGAAGACAAUUUUUUGUGUUAGAAAUGGUAAAUUUAAAUUUGAAUCUAAUUGCUAUGCAUAUUUGGAAGAUUUUCAAGCGUAACUAUGAACACGGAUAACAAAUUAUCCAUCCACUCUAUAAUCUUUACUGUGCACCUUAGAGAUGAAACUUACAUCCUAAUUCUUUUAAUCCAAUUACUCAAGAAGAGCUCUUAAUCCGUAAAGUGAAAAAUAAGUGUGUGCUUUACAAGAACCGUAAUGGCAACGAUGAAACGGAAGGUGAAAUGUUGUGUGGAAGGAUGUGAAGAUGUUGUCAGCAUGAGACAUCGUUUUCCCAAAAGCAAUCCAACAUUUUUCAAGAUAUGGAUAGACAAUAUAAAACCCAAAAAUUGGGAAACAUUAUCUGUGCAGCAAAUCUAUAAUAGAUAUUAUGUGUGUCAUGCCCAUUUUGAGAAGUGCUAUCAUCUGGUUGGAAGUUUGAGAGGCCUCACAGUUCAUGCAGUUCCUACAUUGGGUGUUCCAGGUGUUAAUAAUAAUAAUAAUACUGUUGAUGAGCCAAUGAACAUAUCAUCAAAAUAUAAAACAGAAAUGGAAAUAUCACAGCCUGAAGAAUCAAAGAAUAUUAUGGGGCUAACAAAACGAAAUGGUGCCCCUAAAGUACUUAAUUAUUAUUUGAAUCGACCAUCAACUUCCAAAAAUAAUAUACAACCAAUACCAUCAGUAUCUAAGCCAGAAGAAUUGCCGAGCUUUUUGGAGCCAAGUACCCAAUAG